Molecule: messenger RNA, 3608 nt
Organism: Calidris pugnax (ruff)
Lineage: Eukaryota; Metazoa; Chordata; Aves; Charadriiformes; Scolopacidae
Gene: TDRP
Product: testis development related protein
Exons: 3
Coding region: 10-576 (188 amino acids)
Biological process (GO): spermatogenesis
Cellular component (GO): nucleus; cytosol
Source: RefSeq, a predicted model, not a curated record
GCGCCCGCCAUGUGGAAGCUCAACAAGAGCAGCAAAGUUCUGCUGGACGACUCGCCGGAGGAGGAGGAGACGCGGCCCCGCGGCCCGCCGCCCGCCGCCGCCGCGGCAGCCUUCGCGGCCCCUCAGGUUCAAGGUGCAAGUUUCCGGGGUUGGAAGGAAGUGACGUCGAUGUUCAACAAGGAUGACGAACAGCAGUUGCUAGCAGGAUGCAAGUCUCCCAAAUCCAAAGGAACAAACCUAAAGUUAAAGGAAGAGAUGAAGACUGAAAAGAAGCCAGGUUUUUGGGACAGUUUGGUGAUAAAGCAGAAUGUCCAAUCUAGGAAACCGGAUGAGAUUGAGGGAUGGGAACCACCACAGAUCACCACUGCUGACUCUACCAGUGACGCAGCAGCUUCUUUAAGUGACUAUACAGCCUGGUCAGGCUGGGAAGAUGAAACCAAAGGCUCCACAAAAUACACAAACCUGGCCAGCUCAGGAAACAGUUCCAGGUGGAGUAUCAAAUCAGCUGGAAAGCUGGUUAGUAUUAGACGUCAAAGCAAAGGUAACCUUACUGACAACUGGGAAGAACUAGAAUGAUACUGGUAAUGUGAAAUACUUCAUAGAUAAGAAGAGAAAGGUUCCAUGAGUUAAAACCAAAAUCAAAUCUGCUCAAUAUUGCACCUUUAUACAGUACUUUGUUUUAUUCAGAUUGUUACAAAUUUUUGCUCACCUGAUAUAAAUUUUCUUAUUACAUUGUUAAAUAGCUAUGUUUUCCACACUGAAAAAAGGUAGAGAAUCUAUUUUGUGCCUAUAUUUCACAUUCAGACUCUGCAGUAUGUUGGAUUGUUGGUUUUACCAAAAAAAAAGUAAUUCCUUAGUGAAUGUAUACACUGGUUGUAAAUUUGACUGCCUUAUGUAGGAACUUCCACUAGCUUGAGGUCCUGUUUUUAUUCUGGUAUUUGAGGGCCACUCAAAAUUUUAGUUUUGAUGCUGUCCCUUUUUAACUAAGAGUACUGAUCUGUUGCCUGCAGGGAGAAUGCUUAUACUUAGUAGACUGUUUUCCAAAUCUUCAGCCUCAGCGUAUGCUUCAGCUUGUGCACACAAGUUGCUCAACUCUCACGAUGUGCUAUACUGUGUAUGAAGUGGGAAAAUACUAUUCUAGUGUAAUUCCUUCCAUCACAGGAUCUUCACCAAUAGUCAGGUCAAAUGGGUCUUCCAGAGGUUUGUUGUUUGGGUUUGUUGUGGGGUUUUUUCGUGUGUGGUGGUUUGUUUUUUUUGUUUUGUUUUUUUGUUUUUUUUUUUUAAAAUAUUGAACGUUGUUUGACAAAGCUAAGCCUCUCAGUUUUUAAGAUGCUUGUUAUGCCAAAAAUAAAAGUGAUUGAAAAUUUGGAAAGCAGCAGUGAGUAGAGUAUAAGAAGAUCUUGAUUGUCAGUAUCCGGAGUCCUGAAUCUAGGGGUAAGUUGCUUCUUAUGGAAGGGCAUGUGUUUUCAUUUUCAGUAGCUGAUCCUUGUACUACAAAGAACUUUCUUGUUUUGUGCUGUAUUGUUCCUCCUCCCUCCCUCCCCCCCAGCCCCAUAAGCAGUGAUUGAAUUAUACUCUGGCAUUUUCAGGAUAACUGAGUAACUGAGCCAUUGCAAGUAUGUGCAUGCACACAACUUCUGAAGCAUUUUGGUUAAAAAGCUCAGUCUUGUUAGCUACUGAUAUUUUAAUUUUUGGUAAAAGAAGGUGAAGUGUUAAACUUGAGAUUUGAAAUGUAUAUAAAAAUACUAAAAGUGCCUCUUUCUAGCAUUUUGUCUCAUUAGCAGUGCGGCUGAUGUCAGAGCCAAAGUUGGUUUCCGUUUUGUUUAUAUGACCUAUAUAAAUACUACUUUAACAUACAUGGAAAAAAAAAAAUCAAACCAAAAGUUUCAUAAAAAAGGAACAGUAGGCCUUUUCUCUCUCCUGAUUGUUGAACUGGAAUAACAGAGCAGAAAGCUCGGUGACUGCCUGGCGAUGUGGCCAGUGCACUCAGAAGUUCAAGUUAGCGUUUUGGAGAAAAUCAGCGUUUUUACGACAAAGCAUAUACCUUUAUAUAACGGAUAUCUUGGAAACAUAUUUUUGCAAGAAGCUUGUGCUGAUGAAAAGGGAUGCAUGCAAUUUUCUUCUAAGCUUGUACCUUGUUUCUGUUACUGCCACACGACUCCUUUCUUUGCUGUCUCUUUCUCCUCUCUCUUCCCAUUCAUUUAUAGUUUUCUGGCUUACAGUUCCUGCAGAGCUGCUUUUUGGUUUUUUUUUUUGGAGAUUCCUGUUGAGAUGGGCCUGGAGGGAAACUGUAGCAAAAUGGUGGUUUUUUUUGUUGUGUUUUUUUUGUUUGUUUGUUUGUUUUUGUUUUUUUUUUGUUCGUGUUGGUUUUUUUUGUUGUUGUUUUUUUGUUGUUGUGGUUUUUUUUUUUCCCCCCACUAUUAAUAGGAUCUUAAAAGACGUUGUUCUUAAGCUUAUAUAAAAGAACAUCGGUGGUUUGUGCCACAGAACAGGAUCUUGUAGGUGGCAAAUAUAUUUGUCAAAUUGGCACUAUAUAUUUAAAAAAAUACUAAUAGAGGAGAAAGGGUUAGCGUUUAUAUUGCAUCAUUUAGUCUGUGAAUAAACUCUGUAUUUGCCUUUGGCAAAUACGUGUGCUGAGGUUAAUUAUAGGAAAGAGUGUUCUGGGGUAGAGUAUGCUGCAUUUUAUAGUUUAUGGAAUACCCUCUAAGGCAUGAGCUAGUAUUUAGUUUGGUUGUUGGUGCUGACCUAAAAGAACAGAAAAAGAUCUGCUGGCAGCCCUCAAUAUUUUGCUGUCAAAGAUAGGCUGAGAACUUUUAAUUUCCCUCCGGAAGAAACUAUUUAUACUGUGACCAGUAAAGGUUUUGCCUUGCACAUUAUACUGUCAAGUGCCUGUUUCUCACCUUGAUGAUGUGUUUGAUGCACAGCUUAGCUGCAACAUUUUUGAAUUUGUUUUUAAUUGUAUGAUAAAGAAUAUGCUCACAAAGCAAAAUUGCAUCCGAGUGGGAAAUUGAGAUAUAUAACCUUAAGGUUUAACUCCUAGUGAUGAAAGUUUUGGUGUGCUUUUUAGGUGAUACUUCUUCAGAAAUAAUCGUUCUAAGGAUGAACAUUGUUAAAUUUAAUAUAAUUUAUUGUUAUGCUUUAAUAAUGUAUUUGUCUUUUGAGAACUCACUGGUGUGAGCUUUUCUUCUCUUAUGUUUAUAAAUUUAUCUGAAUUUUCAGAAUGGGGUCCUCUUUUACCUUCUUUAGAUGCUUAACCACAUUAUACAUUUAUGGGCUUAAGCUAUACAUGGCUCUGUAUGUGGAAUAAGUGUAGACUAUGUCCCUAAAUAUUUGUUUUGAAAUUGCAUUUCAAUCUAUGUGAAAUGGUUUAGAAGAAGGUAGCAUUAAGAUUGUAUGAUAAGAUUGCACAAAAUAAAAUAUAGUUUAUAUUGCUUUCUCGUAGCCAAUCUGCAUGAUUGUUGGCGUGGUUUUAACGGGAAUUAAAAGCUUCAUGUGGCUGUAACUAGUCACUUUAAGCAAAGUUCUUUCUGAGUAUUUUUAUUUAUUAGCAUCAUUUGAAAAGAAAAAUAGUAUUUUCCAUAUGAAUAAAGAUUUAGUUUGAACUGAAA